Molecule: messenger RNA, 8058 nt
Organism: Ictidomys tridecemlineatus (thirteen-lined ground squirrel)
Lineage: Eukaryota; Metazoa; Chordata; Mammalia; Rodentia; Sciuridae
Gene: Pbrm1
Product: polybromo 1
Biological process (GO): transcription elongation by RNA polymerase II; chromatin remodeling
Cellular component (GO): RSC-type complex; SWI/SNF complex
Molecular function (GO): protein binding; chromatin binding
Source: RefSeq, a predicted model, not a curated record
CCAGGAGCCUUGCCGCACCUGCCGGCCGGGACAAAGGCGCGCCACUGCCCGGAAAUUCCCCGCGCCCCUCUUUCCCGCUCGUCGCCAGGCAGCUUCAAAGCUGUCAACGUUUCCCUUAGUUCCCGGUACGAGUGACAGUUUUGAAUAUACUAACACUGAAUCAGCACUUCUAAAGCCCUGCCUUCUCUCACUGGCUUCAGUUGGCCUUCAGACAUAAUGAGGAGACUGGCUUUUCGAGGCGCUGGUUGUGCUCUGGUAAAGCUGAAGAAGUUGGAUUCCAUGGGUUCCAAGAGACGAAGAGCUACCUCCCCUUCCAGCAGUGUCAGUGGGGACUUUGAUGACGGGCAUCAUUCUGUGUCUACACCAGGCCCAAGCAGGAAAAGGAGGAGACUUUCUAAUCUUCCAACUGUAGAUCCCAUUGCUGUUUGCCAUGAACUCUACAACACCAUCCGAGACUAUAAGGAUGAUCAGGGCAGACUCCUCUGUGAGCUCUUCAUUAGGGCACCAAAGCGAAGAAAUCAACCAGACUAUUAUGAAGUGGUUUCUCAACCCAUUGACUUGAUGAAAAUCCAACAGAAACUAAAAAUGGAAGAGUAUGAUGAUGUUAAUCUGCUGACUGCUGACUUCCAACUGCUUUUUAACAACGCAAAGGCCUAUUAUAAGCCAGAUUCUCCUGAAUAUAAAGCUGCUUGCAAACUCUGGGAUUUGUAUCUUCGAACAAGAAAUGAGUUUGUUCAGAAAGGAGAAGCAGAUGAUGAAGAUGAUGAUGAAGAUGGACAAGACAAUCAAGGCGCAGUGACUGAAGGAUCUUCUCCAAGUUACCUUAAAGAGAUCCUGGAGCAGCUUCUUGAAGCCAUUGUUGUAGCCACAAAUCCAUCAGGACGGCUCAUUAGUGAACUUUUUCAGAAACUGCCUUCUAAAGUGCAAUAUCCAGACUAUUAUGCAAUAAUUAAGGAGCCUAUAGAUCUCAAGACCAUUGCACAGAGGAUACAGAAUGGAAGCUACAAAAGUAUUCAUGCAAUGGCCAAAGAUAUAGAUCUCCUAGCAAAAAAUGCGAAAACUUAUAAUGAGCCUGGUUCUCAAGUAUUCAAGGAUGCAAAUUCAAUUAAAAAAAUAUUUUAUAUGAAAAAGGCAGAAAUUGAACAUCAUGAAAUGGCUAAGUCAAGUCUUCGAAUGAGGACUCCAUCAAAUUUGUCAGCGACCAGGCUGACAGGCCCUUCGCACAGUAAAGGCAGCCUUGGUGAAGAGAGAAAUACCACUAGCAAGUAUUAUCGUAAUAAAAGAGCAGUCCAAGGGGGCCGUUUGUCAGCAAUUACCAUGGCACUUCAGUACGGCUCAGAAAGUGAAGAGGAUGCUGCAUUAGCUGCUGCACGUUAUGAAGAAGGAGAGUCAGAAGCAGAGAGCAUCACUUCCUUUAUGGAUGUUUCAAAUCCCUUUUAUCAGCUGUAUGACACAGUUAGGAGCUGUCGGAAUAACCAAGGGCAGCUAAUAGCUGAACCUUUUUUCCAUUUACCUUCAAAGAAGAAAUAUCCUGAUUAUUACCAGCAAAUUAAAAUGCCCAUAUCACUACAACAGAUUAGAACAAAACUAAAGAACCAAGAAUAUGAAACUUUAGAUCAUUUGGAGUGUGAUCUGAAUUUAAUGUUUGAAAAUGCCAAGCGCUAUAAUGUUCCCAAUUCAGCCAUCUAUAAACGAGUUCUAAAAUUGCAGCAAGUCAUGCAGACAAAGAAGAAAGAGCUUGCCAGAAGAGAUGACAUAGAGGAUGGAGACAGCAUGAUCUCUUCAGCCACCUCUGAUACUGGUAGUGCCAAAAGAAAAAGGAACACUCAUGACAGUGAGAUGUUGGGUCUCAGGAGGCUAUCCAGUAAAAAGAACAUAAGAAAACAGCGAAUGAAAAUCUUAUUCAAUGUUGUUCUUGAAGCUCGAGAGCCAGGUUCAGGCAGAAGACUUUGUGAUCUAUUUAUGGUUAAACCGUCCAAGAAGGACUAUCCUGAUUAUUAUAAAAUCAUCUUAGAGCCAAUGGAUUUGAAAAUAAUUGAGCAUAAUAUCCGCAAUGACAAAUAUGCAGGUGAAGAGGGAAUGAUAGAAGACAUGAAGCUGAUGUUCAGGAAUGCGAGGCACUACAAUGAAGAGGGCUCCCAGGUAUACAAUGAUGCCCAUAUCCUGGAGAAGUUACUCAAGGAUAAAAGGAAAGAGCUGGGGCCGCUGCCUGAUGAUGAUGACAUCACAUCUCCCAAACUCAAACUGAGUAGAAAGAGUGGUGUUUCUCCUAAAAAAUCAAAAUACAUGACUCCAAUGCAGCAGAAACUAAAUGAAGUCUAUGAAGCUGUAAAGAACUAUACUGAUAAAAGAGGUCGCCGCCUCAGUGCCAUAUUUCUGAGGCUUCCUUCCAGAUCUGAGUUGCCUGACUACUAUCUGACCAUUAAAAAGCCCAUGGACAUGGAAAAAAUUCGAAGUCAUAUGAUGGCCAACAAGUACCAAGAUAUAGACUCUAUGGUUGAGGACUUCGUCAUGAUGUUUAAUAAUGCCUGUACAUACAAUGAGCCUGAGUCUUUGAUCUACAAAGAUGCCCUUGUCCUACAUAAAGUCCUGCUUGAAACUCGGAGAGACCUGGAGGGAGAUGAGGACUCUCAUGUCCCAAAUGUGACCUUGCUGAUUCAAGAGCUCAUCCAUAAUCUUUUUGUGUCGGUCAUGAGUCAUCAGGAUGAUGAGGGACGAUGCUACAGUGAUUCCUUAGCAGAAAUUCCUGGUGUGGAUCCCACUUUUCCUAACAAACCUCCCCUUACUUUUGACAUUAUUAGGAAGAAUGUUGAAAAUAAUCGCUACCGGCGGCUUGAUUUAUUUCAAGAGCAUAUGUUUGAAGUAUUGGAAAGGGCAAGAAGGAUGAAUCGGACAGAUUCUGAAAUAUAUGAGGAUGCAGUAGAACUUCAGCAGUUUUUUAUUAGAAUUCGUGAUGAACUCUGCAAAAAUGGAGAGAUCCUUCUUUCUCCAGCACUCAGCUAUACCACAAAGCAUUUGCAUAAUGAUGUGGAGAAAGAAAAAAAGGAAAAAUUACCAAAAGAAAUAGAGGAAGAUAAACUAAAACGAGAAGAAGAAAAAAGAGAAGCUGAAAAGAGUGAAGAUUCGUCAGGUGCUACUGGCCUGUCAGGCUUACAUCGCACAUACAGCCAGGACUGCAGCUUUAAGAACAGCAUGUACCAUGUUGGAGAUUAUGUGUAUGUGGAACCUGCAGAAGCCAACCUACAACCACAUAUAGUCUGUAUUGAGAGACUGUGGGAAGAUUCAGCUGGUGAAAAAUGGUUGUAUGGCUGUUGGUUUUAUCGGCCAAAUGAAACAUUCCAUCUGGCUACACGAAAAUUUCUAGAAAAAGAAGUUUUUAAGAGUGACUAUUAUAAUAAAGUUCCUGUUAAUAAAAUUCUAGGCAAAUGUGUGGUCAUGUUUGUCAAGGAAUACUUUAAAUUAUGCCCAGAAAGCUUUCGAGAUGAGGAUGUUUUUGUCUGUGAAUCACGGUAUUCUGCUAAAACCAAAUCUUUUAAGAAAAUUAAAUUGUGGACUAUGCCCAUCAGUUCAGUUAGGUUUGUCCCUCGAGAUGUACCUCUGCCUGUGGUUCGAGUUGCCUCUGUAUUUGCAAAUGCAGAUAAAGGGGAUGAUGAGAAGAAUACAGAUAACUCAGAGGACAGUCGAGUUGAAGAUAAUUUUAACUUGGAAAAGGAAAAAGAAGAUGUCCCUGUGGAAAUGUCCAACGGUGAACCAGGUUGCCACUACUUUGAGCAGCUUCGUUACAAUGACAUGUGGCUGAAGGUUGGCGAUUGUGUCUUCAUCAAGUCCCAUGGUCUGGUGCGCCCCCGCGUGGGCAGAAUUGAAAAAGUGUGGGUCCGAGAUGGAGCUGCAUAUUUUUAUGGCCCCAUUUUCAUUCACCCAGAAGAAACAGAGCAUGAGCCCACAAAAAUGUUCUACAAAAAAGAAGUGUUUCUGAGUAAUCUGGAAGAAACCUGUCCCAUGACAUGUAUUCUGGGAAAGUGUGCUGUGUUGUCAUUCAAGGACUUCCUCUCCUGCAGGCCAACUGAAAUACCAGAAAAUGACAUUCUGCUUUGUGAGAGUCGCUACAAUGAGAGUGACAAGCAGAUGAAGAAAUUCAAGGGACUGAAGAGGUUUUCGCUCUCUGCUAAAGUGGUAGAUGAUGAAAUUUACUACUUCAGAAAACCAAUUGUUCCUCAGAAAGAGCCCUCACCUUUGUUGGAAAAGAAGAUCCAAUUGUUAGAAGCUAAAUUUGCUGAGUUAGAAGGUGGAGAUGAGGAUGUUGAAGAGAUGGGAGAAGAAGAUAGUGAGGUCAUUGAACCUCCUUCUCUACCUCAGCUUCAGACUCCCCUGUCCAGUGAACUGGACCUCAUGCCCUACACACCCCCACAGUCUACCCCAAAGUCUGCCAAAGGCAGUGCAAAGAAGGAAGGCUCCAAACGGAAAAUCAACAUGAGUGGCUACAUCCUGUUCAGCAGUGAGAUGAGAGCUGUGAUUAAGGCCCAGCACCCAGACUACUCUUUUGGGGAGCUCAGCCGACUGGUGGGGACAGAGUGGAGAAACCUUGAGACAGCCAAGAAGGCAGAAUAUGAAGAGCGGGCAGCUAAAGUUGCUGAGCAGCAGGAGAGAGAGCGAGCAGCACAGCAACAACAGCCGAGUGCUUCUCCCCGAGCAGGCACCCCUGUGGGGGCUCUCAUGGGGGUGGUGCCACCACCAACACCAAUGGGGAUGCUCAAUCAGCAGUUGACACCUGUUGCAGGCAUGAUGGGUGGCUAUCCGCCAGGCCUUCCACCUUUGCAGGGCCCAGUUGAUGGCCUUGUUAGCAUGGGCAGCAUGCAGCCACUUCACCCUGGGGGGCCUCCACCCCACCAUCUUCCGCCAGGUGUGCCCGGCCUCCCGGGCAUCCCACCACCGGGUGUGAUGAACCAAGGAGUGGCCCCUAUGGUAGGGACUCCAGCACCAGGUGGAAGUCCAUAUGGACAACAGGUGGGAGUUUUAGGGCCUCCAGGACAGCAGGCACCACCUCCAUAUCCUGGCCCACAUCCAACUGGACCUCCUGUUAUACAACAGCCAACAACACCCAUGUUUGUGGCUCCCCCACCGAAGACCCAGCGACUUCUUCACUCCGAGGCCUACCUGAAAUACAUUGAGGGACUCAGUGCUGAGUCCAAUAGCAUUAGCAAAUGGGACCAAACUCUAGCAGCUCGAAGACGUGAUGUCCAUUUGUCAAAAGAACAGGAGAGCCGCCUCCCCUCUCACUGGCUCAAAAGUAAAGGGGCCCACACCACCAUGGCAGAUGCCCUCUGGCGUCUACGGGAUUUGAUGCUUCGAGACACCCUCAACAUUCGCCAAGCGUACAACCUAGAAAACGUUUAGUAACAACAUUAUGUUUUGUUUUGUUUUGUUUUUUUAUAGAAGCAUAAAGAGUUGUGGAACAGUAGCCAUUUUAGUUACUGGGGGUGGGGGGAAGGAACAAAGGAUGAUGAUUUUUAUUGCAUUUUACUGUACAUCACAAGGCCAUUUUUAUAUAAGGACACUUUUAAUAAGCUAUUUCAAUUUGGUUUUGUUAUAUUAAGUUGACUUUAUCAAAUACACAAAGAUUUUUUGGCAUAUGUUUCCUUUGUUUAAAACCAGUUUCAUAAUUGGUUGUAUAUGUAGACUUGGAGUUUUAUCUUUUUACUUGUUGUGAUGGGACUGAAACCAUCCAAGGUUUUGUCUUGGCUUGGGGUUUUGGGGGGUUUUUGUUUUGUUUUGUUUGGGAUUUGUUUUGUUUUGUUUUGUUUUUUACAAAAGAAAAAAAUGAAAAAAAAACACAAGAGUUUACAGAUUAGUUUAAGUUGACAAUGAAAUGUGAAGUUGGUCCUAGUUUACAUCUUAGAGAGGGUAGCGUGUUUGUAUAUGUUUCAUGUGCCUGAAUAUCUUAAGCCACUUUCCCAAAAAGCUGUUUCUUACAAGUAAAGUGCUUUCUUUGAAAGGUUGUUUAGAUUAUGGGUGUUUGAGAGACAUGGCACAUUUGCUCUGUUAACUCAGAGGCUCACUAUAGAAAUCUGUGGUCAAUGUUGUGUGUCCACCCACAGCCUGUGUGCCUCCCAAAUUCCUGGAGGGAAUGCAGUUUUUCUUGUGCCGAGUUAGACAUCUAUGGUGUCAAGUGGUUUUGCAGAACAUGUUCAUAGCCCUGAAUUAUAUCUAGUCUUGGCAGGUAAGUUUAAGGGUACUUUUGAUCUGUUUCUAAUGAAUUUGCAACUUAUGCCUAUAUAUGUUAGAUGAGUUUGAAAUUUCAAAUCUAUUACAUUGAAAACUUCAAAGUUCAUCUUGAGAAAAGCAUAGAGGUAUGCAUGGAGGUGAUUUAUUUUUAAGCAUAACACAUAACAUAAGGAAGGAAGUGUGUAAUUGGAUCUGAGCUGUGUCAUGAGCAUAAUUGUGACAUACGGUAGAUUACCUGCACUUGCAAAUGUUUCAUAGUCAUUGUUUCUUUAUUAUCAGUUGUGGCAUUUUUUUUUUCUUCUAAGUUUCAGGGUUGUAAUUCUCAAUCAGAAAUUUAUUUCUUCCUAAAAUAUGUUUUUCAAUUUAGCUUGUGCUUUUGAAUUAUAGGAGAAGGGAAUCAUAAUUUAAGAAAAAUGCUCACUAAAGAGACCAUUAUGGAUCCCAAACACUUGGGUUUGGUGACCUCGUCUUUCUUAUAUGGCCCUAGAAUAAACAUUUGGAGGCAGCAUAUGCUGCUUAGAUGGUAGGAAACUGCAAACAUGGAACAUUACUUCACUUGGUGGUGUGUUUUUGAAACCUGCUUUAUUGUAACAGGAUGGUUGCAUUGUCAAGGUGAAGCUUCCACACUGCUGUUUGUAAGUUGAGAGAGGGUACUUUUUUCCUUUUAAUCUGCUCUGAAUCAAUACCCAGAUGUUUAAUUACCAUACUUAAUAAAUCAUGAGGGCAAAAGAUUAUAGAAUGGAAAAAGUCUGUUGUAUCUAGAUAAUUACAAGGAGGCCCUUGUAAUUUAAUUGCCAUUAGUCAACCACUGGAUCUCAGUUUGCAUCAAGUAUUUUAAAUAAUUUUGAAUUUUAAAAAAUAUAUUGCAGUAGUAUUUCAGUACCUUAUUGUUAAACUGAAUCAGAUAAAGAAAUCUCCAAUUCCUGGUUAUUUCGACCAUUGAAUCAUCAUGGACUGUGUAAUGCAAUCAGAUUCUUUUCUUUUUAGACAUCCUUGAAUUACACCAAAGAACCUGAAACUUAAUUUUGGUUAAAUUAUUUAUUUAUUUCAUACAUUCAUUUUAUUUCCCUUUUUAAGGUCUGGAUGAGACUUUUUGGGGGAACUUCUAAAAACUCUUCACUGUGGGCCACAGGGGCACUUAGAAACAGAGCGCUCCUCCUCCAGGCUCCUUCCCAGUACCUUAGGAGCUCCUUAAGGCAGUGCAGAGCCAGCCCAGGGUGCCAAUAGGCAGGCCCUAAUUAAGUUUAAAAAUAAAAUAAACUAUUUAUUUUAGAAUCAUGUCUUUCUAUGUACUAACUUGGAGAAUAUCAGUUAAUAUUUAGAAUAUAAGAUUUGAGGUGAACCAUCUUCCAAAAAAGAAAAAUAAAAAAGUCCUGACAUAAGAAAGUACAGGUAAACAGUACAUCUUUUCUCCCAUGAGUUUUAGGAACUGUAGUAAUGUGGCUUAGAAAGUAUAAUGACCUAAAUGUUUUUAAAAUGUAAGUUCCUGUGGAGAAGAACUUUGUUCAUUUGGAGGGAGGGGCCUAUAGAUUUAAAAUAGAAUGUUUGUCAGCUGAUUUAAAAGGCCUUUAAUUGAUAUUUUUUUUAACUCACCCUCCUCUUCCGAUGAGGAAGAAUUGAGGGGAGGACAGUUACUUGUGUAAAAUCCCCCAAAUUGAUGGUAUUAACUUCUCAGCUUGAACCUUUCCAGACCUGAUUAAAAUUUGGUUUAUUCUAAUUUCUGUAUCAUAUCAUCAUCUGAGGUUUAAGUGGUUACUAGUCUUAUAACAUGUAUGUAUCAUAUGUUUGUUCAUUUAAAGCUUUUUAAUCCAAAUAAAAAUGGAGUUUGCAAAGUGA